GGGCACUAGACAUUGGAAGGAAAUUUACAGAAGACGAAACGAGGAUCUUUUCCACCGGGUGUGUGGCUUGUUGAGGGCGACAAUCGUGAUUUCAUUUAACAAUACAGAAGACAAUUCUCUCUCUAGACAGAGAGAGAGAGAGAGAGAGAGAGAGAUGGCGGUGGCACUGGCUCCGGGGUUGUCACGGAAGCUGAAGAAGGUGUUGGAGUCACGAACGGACUCACCGGAUCUGCUGGCUUCACUCAACACACUGUCGACAUUCUACACAGAGAACACACAACAGGCUCGGAGGAACCUCAGAUCCACCAUCGAGAAGCGAUCUCUCUCCAUCAACGAUGAAUUCCUCCUCGCCUCCGAGGCCGUCCAACAGGCCUUGGAUCGAGUGGAGGAAGAAGCUAACGCGUUAACCGAUUGCUGCGACAAGAUUGCCCAAGCAUUGAACAAUUGCAAUGCUACCACGGGAGAUAUCAUCAGUACAACCGAGAGGCUCAAACAAGAACUUGAGAUCACCACACAGCGGCAAGAGAUUGCGUCAUGUUUCCUUCGGGACUACCAACUUUCUAAUGAAGAGAUUAAUGCACUGAGGGAAGAAGACCUAGAUGAAAACUUCUUCAAAGCACUUGCUCAUGUUCAAGAAAUUCAUGCCAACUGUAAGAUACUGCUCAGGACACAUCACCAGCGUGCAGGUUUGGAACUGAUGGAUAUGAUGGCCGUGUACCAAGAAGGAGCAUAUGAGCGCCUGUGCAGGUGGGUUCAAUCUGAGUGUAGGAAAUUGGGUGAUAGUGAUACCCCUGAAGUUGGUGACCUUCUGAAGACAGCUGUUCGCUGCCUCAAAGAAAGGCCUGUCCUCUUCAAGUACUGUGCUGAGGAGGUGGCAAAUAUGAGGCAUAAUGCAUUAUUUAGAAGGUUUAUAAGUGCUCUUACACGUGGAGGACCUGGUGGUCUGCCUAGACCAAUUGAAGUGCAUGCUCAUGACCCCUUGCGAUAUGUAGGUGAUAUGUUGGGGUGGUUACAUCAGGCAUUGGCAUCUGAGAGGGAGCUUGUCUUCACUUUACUUGAUCCAGAUGCAGUGAUAGAUACAGGGCCAACUGCACAUCGCUUUUCCACAAGCGCAGAAACUGGUGCUUCAAAAAUGGAAUCGGACAUGACAUUUGUGCUGGAUAGAAUUUUUGAGGGAGUUUGCCGGCCAUUCAAAGUGAGAGUUGAACAAGUUUUGCAGUCUCAACCCAGUCUUAUAAUUUCAUAUAAGCUCAGUAACACAUUGGAAUUCUACAGCUACACUAUUUCAGACUUGCUAGGGAGAGAAACAGCUCUCUGCAAGACACUAUCAUUACUCAAAGAUGCUGCUCAGCAAACUUUCUUUGACAUUCUUAAGACUCGAGGAGAAAAACUUUUGCGGUACCCUCCACUUGUUGCAGUUGAUCUAUCCCCCCCACCAGCUGUUAGGGAAGGAGUGUCUGUGGUACUUGAAAUAAUUGAGACCUAUGAUGGCAUGAUGUUUCCUGCAUCUGGAAAGAAGCCUGACUUUGAUCCGGUGAUAUCUGCUUUACUAGAUCCAAUUGUUCAGAUGUGUGAGCAAGCAGCAGAGACACACAAAUCCAAAGGAGUAAUCCACUCAUCAAGGAGAAGCCGGAUGAGUUCAGAUUCAGGCCAUAGCAGUAAAGAUUCUCCAUCAUCUGUUGAUGCAAUUUUGACAAGCAGCAGCUCAAUCUCAUCAUCACAGAAUGCUGAAAUGUCCUCAAAGAUAUUUCUUAUCAAUUGCUUAUCAUCCAUCCAGCAACCAUUGUUGGGACAUGACGUUACUGCAGAGUAUGUUAGGAACCUUGGAGCAAUGAUAGAAAAUCAUAUUUGUGUUCUGGUGGAAAAGGAGGUAGAUGGUAUACUAAGAAGAUGUGGCUUGUUGAACAAGAUGCCUCACAUCCAGAAUUCAGCGAGUGAGGAAGAUAAUAUGCCACCAUUAGCAGAAGUGGAGGACAUGUCACCAAUGUCACUUUCAGAGAGUUUGAAGGUUUUCUUUGGACUUGUUUUAGGAAGCGAAGGUUCCUUACCAGAAUUUGAGCAGAUGCAGGUACCUCGGCUUCGUUCAGAUGCUUGUAUCCGUGUCGCAAAGUCACUGGCAGAAGCUUAUGAACUCCUUCAUAAUGCAAUCAUGGAUCCAAAGAACCGUUACCCAGAGCCGAAGUCCUUGGCAAGGCAUCCACCAGAUCAGAUAAAAACCAUCUUAGGGAUUUAAAGCUGUAUGUAGAAAUUAUAUCCUUGUUAGGUACACAGAUUUUGAAAAUUCUUUUGUUGUUUUCCUACAUACUGAAUUCAGGUGUUUGUUCAUUUCUGUUACAAAGAUAAGUUGGUUGUGGUUUAAAGCAUCAGUUAACAAUUACAACAUUUUUGUAGUCAUGGAAGUAUUAUUGCACUGGAUUGUUAACCCAUGUUUAAUGGGUAGGCAAUACUUGUUACACUAAUGCUUCUGCUCC
This is a messenger RNA of Nelumbo nucifera (sacred lotus), 2471 nucleotides long. Its product is annotated as oligomeric golgi complex subunit. Gene Ontology annotation, cellular component: COG complex. NCBI's taxonomy places the organism in Eukaryota, Viridiplantae, Streptophyta, Magnoliopsida, Proteales, Nelumbonaceae. The record is from RefSeq and is a predicted model, not a curated record. Gene Ontology annotation, biological process: intra-Golgi vesicle-mediated transport.